This is a messenger RNA of Coregonus sp. 'balchen', 5470 nucleotides long. Lineage: Eukaryota; Metazoa; Chordata; Actinopteri; Salmoniformes; Salmonidae. The record is from the annotation of a GenBank genome assembly.
GCUUUUAAUAGAAUCUCAAAGCGCAGGUCAACUCCGUUGGAACUAUUCUAUUGGAACUAUUCUAUUGGAACUACAAGGAAGGUGGCGCCAGUGGAGUUGUCAUGGAGAAUUCUGUGUUGUGGAUAUUCCUGACAGCAACAUGUGUUAUUAAAGGUGAGAUACCCUCUAGUCUACCCGCCAACCUUAACCCUACCAUCAAAGAGUUGGUUCAUCCUACAUCAUGCAUCUUCAAUCUGUAAAUGAAGAACACACCUUAUCCUCUGGUGUUCUAUCAGGUUUAACUCUGAGAACAGCUGCCACACCGCAUCAACACUUCUAUACAUAAACAACAUAUUACGCACACAGACACACCACACACACACAGACACACACACACACUAACACACACACACACACACACACGUAGGUCUGUAUUCUGUCUGUCUGCCUGCCUGUUGAUAUCGCUCUGGUUCCAGAACACAGAUGAAACAUGUAAUCCCUGAGCUCCUCUUGAACGCUCUCCAACACACACUACUCAUGCUGACAGUGCCAGAGAUCCCACACACACAAACACAGACACACACUACAUAUCCAAAUAGUCCAACAGAUUACAAUCAAUUUGGCAGAGUAGAAGUGGAAGCAGACUGUAUCUGGGCCAUACGCACACACACACACACACACACACACACACACACACACACACACACACACACACACACACACACACACACACACAAACAUUACUUUGAAAAACAAACAUUUAAUUUCAAGUAAUGUUGGCUGCCUUUGCCUGGUAUGUGUUGCUAAUCUGCUGCUGUGUUAGCAAGCUGGAAGCUAUCCGUUGGUUAACUGUUAGAUAGCUUUUACUCAGCUGUUAACUAGUUGGUAGUUAGCUGUUAAGAAGUUUGUAGUUAGCUGUUGGCUAGCUGUUAGUUAGCUGUUAGUUAGCUAGUAGCUAGGUGUUAGCUGUUAAUUAGCUGUUAGAUAACUGUUAUUUAGCUGUUAGUUAGCUGGUAGUUAGCUGUCUGUUAGCUAGCUAUUGGUUAGCUGUUAGUUAGCUGUUAUUUAGCUGGUAGUUAGCUGUUAGUUAGCGGUUAGAUAGCUGUUAGUUAGCGGUUAGAUAGCUGUUAGCUAACUCUUAGCUAGCUGUUGGUUAGCUGUUAGUUAGCUGGUAGGGGUAGGGUUAAGGUUAAGCUGUACAUUUUGAAGUAACAGAAGAGUUCAAUAUCUAGUACUGGUUCACCAUAGUGCUACCGUUAGUAACUCUUAGUUCAUUUCCAGUAUAUUAUUUAAAGUGUGUGUCUGCAUGUGUGUGUCUGUGUGUGUGUGUGUGUGUCUGUGUGUGUGUGUGUGUGUGUGUGUGUGUGUGUGGUUGUGUGUGUGUGUGUGUGUGUAGUAGGUCACAUGGUCAGUAAGACAAACAGCCUCUCAUUCCUGGUCAAUCACAGACUAGAGAUUAAACAGUUAAUCUCGCUCUCCUAGAUCUCGCGAUGAGAGAUAUCGAUAUCGAUCUGCGAGCUCUCUCGAUGAUCACAUCUCUAUCGCUCUAUCUCUCACGCUCUCUCUCUGCUCUCUCUCUCUCUCCUCACUCUCUCUCUCAUUCUCAUCUCAUCUCUCAUCUCUCUCGAUAGAUCUCUCUCUCUCUCUCUCUCUCUCUCUCUCUCUCACUACUCUCUAUCUCUCUCUCUCUCUCAUAUCUCGCUCUCUGACUCUAUGUUCUUUCUCUCUUUCCCUCCCUACAUGCUCUAUUUUCCCAAUUGAGUGUAUGUCUGUCUGUCUGUCUGUGUGUCUGUCUGUCUGUGUGUCUGUGUGUGUGUGUGUGUGUGUGUGUGUGUGUGUGUGUGUGUGUGUGUGUGUGUGUGUGUGUGUGUGUGUGUGUGUGUGUGUGUGUACGUGUACGUGUGUGUGUGUGUGUGUACGUGUGUGUCAGACAGUUAGUCUGUGCUCCUCUCUGUUCCUCAUCUAAAGCUUAGGUUUAACCCUAAUGUGCUCAGCUACAGAGCCCGCCUGAUCCCACUGGGGGACAGUGUGUGUGACCCUAACCGUAACCCCACUUAACUGAACAAGAGUGUAUCUAACUUCUGUGUCCUAGUUGUGUGUGGUCAGUCGGUCCAGAUGGAAGCCGGACAGUCAGGGUAUGUGGGUUCUAAGGUGGAUCUACCAUGUCUCUUUAUCAACAGCAUCCCACCUGUCAAGAUCUCACAGGUAACCAUCACACACAUACACACAUACAAAAUCAAAUAGAACAUCUGCAAGCGCUUUGCCUUGAGUUCUUUCCUCCCUUUAGGUGACAUGGCAGAAGGUGAUUGGUGGAAAGAAACAGAACGUGGCGAUAGCUAACCCGUCUCUAGGUGUGUCUGUGGCUCCGCCCUUCAAAAACAGAGUCAGCUUCAAAAACCCUUUGGUGAGGAUGAUGUGGUGUUUCAGUUGGGUUGUGGUUGUGUUGUGGUUGUUUUCUAACCUUGCCAUGCAGAGUCUUGUGGUUGUGGUAUGGUUGUGUUGAGGUGGUGUUGUGGUUGUGUUGUGCUUGUGGUUGUGUUGGGCUUGUGUUGUGGUUGUGUGGUGGUUGUGUUGUGGUUGUGUUGUGGUUGUGUUGUGGUUGUGUUGUGGUUGCAUUGUGGUUGUGAGGUUGUUGUGUUGUGGUUGUGGUUGUGGUUGUGGAUGUGGUUGUGGUUGGGUUGUGGUUAGGUUGUGGUUGUGGUUGUGUUGUGGUUGUGUUGUGGUUGGGUUUGUGGUUGGGUUGUGGUUGUGGUUGUGGUUGUGAGGUGGUUGUGUUGUGUUUGUGUUUGUGUUUGUGUUUGUGUUUGUGGUUGUGGUUGUGGUUGUGGUUGUGGUUGGUCUCUAAAUAUAUGGCUCUGAUGUUAAGGUGCGGAGGAAAACUCCGUCCCUGGAGGACACCACUCUGACCCUCUCGUCUCUGCGACUGUCUGACGAGGCCAGAUAUAUCUGUGAAUACACCACCUUCCCUGCUGGCAACCGCGAAAACACGGUCAAUCUCACCGUCUACGGUAAGACCACAACACAACCACAACACAACUACAACCACGAAACAACCACAACACAACCACGAACCCAACCACAACACAACCACAACACAACCACAACCACAACCUAACCACAACCACAUCCACAUCCACAACCACAACCACAACACAACCACAACACAACUACAACCACGAAACAACCACAACACAACCACGAACUCAACCACAACACAACCACAACACAACCACAACCACAACCUAACCACAUCCACAACCACAACCACAACACAACCACAACACAACUACAACCAUGAAACAACCACAACACUACCCCAGUCUGCAAAUUGCUUCUGUAUUGCUAGGUAUUUAUUUACAUAUCGUUAUUCGUUUUCCUGUUUGUCUGAUAUAAGGCUGGGAUUCAAUACACUGCCAUUGGAUGCAACAUAACCCCACCAGGCUUUACAGUCUGAUCAAUCCCAUUCAGCCGCAUUAGAAGUUCAUGCUGCCUUGUUACAAGUUCAAACACUGUGAAUGUGUGAUGUUCUAUUGUCUACACUUCGAUAAGAAGGAUUGGCUAUAAAUCCCUUCAUUCAAAUUCAAAUAAAAAAAUGCAUUAGCCUUCUCUAUAGGGAUAAUAUGGAAGGGAGUGGUCUAUAGUCCCUCUAUAGGGAUAAUAUGGAAGGGAGUGGUCUAUAGUCCCUCUAUAGGGAUAAUAUGGAAGGGAGUGGUCUAUAGUCCCUCUAUAGGGAGUGGUCUAUAGUCCCUCUAUAGGGAUAAUAUGGAAGGGAGUGGUCUAUAGUCCCUCUAUAGGGAGUGGUCUAUAGUCCCUCUAUAGGGAUAAUAUGGAAGGGAGUGGUCUAUAGUCCCUCUAUAGGGAUAAUAUGGAAGGGAGUGGUCUAUAGUCCCUCUAUAGGGAGUGGUCUAUAGUCCCUCUAUAGGGAUAAUAUGGAAGGGAGUGGUCUAUAGUCCCUCUAUAGGGAGUGGUCUAUAGUCCCUCUAUAGGGAUAAUAUGGAAGGGAGUGGUCUAUAGUCCCUCUAUAGGGAUAAUAUGGAAGGGAGUGGUCUAUAGUCCCUCUAUAGGGAGUGGUCUAUAGUCCCUCUAUAGGGAUAAUAUGGAAGGGAGUGGUCUAUAGUCCCUCUAUAGGGAUAAUAUGGAAGGGAGUGGUCUAUAGUCCCUCUAUAGGGAGUGGUCUAUAGUCCCUCUAUAGAGAUAAUAUGGAAGGGAGUGGUCUAUAGUCCCUCUAUAGGGAUAAUAUGGAAGGGAGUGGUCUAUAGUCCCUCUAUAGGGAGUGGUCUAUAGUCCCUCUAUAGAGAUAAUAUGGAAGGGAGUGGUCUAUAGUCCCUCUAUAGGGAUAAUAUGGAAGGGAGUGGUCUAUAGUCCCUCUAUAGGGAGUGGUCUAUAGUCCCUCUAUAGGGAUAAUAUGGAAGGGAGUGGUCUAUAGUCCCUCUAUAGGGAUAAUAUGGAAGGGAGUGGUCUAUAGUCCCACUAUAGGGAUAAUAUGGAAGGGAGUGGUCUAUAGUCCCUCUAUAGGGAUAAUAUGGAAGGGAGUGGUCUAUAGUCCCUCUAUAGGGAUAAUAUGGAAGGGAGUGGUCUAUAGUCCCUCUAUAGGGAGUGGUCUAUAGUCCCUCUAUAGGGAUAAUAUGGAAGGGAGUGGUCUAUAGUCCCUCUAUAGGGAGUGGUCUAUAGUCCCUCUAUAGGGAGUGGUCUAUAGUCCCUCUAUAGGGAUAAUAUGGAAGGGAGUGGUUUGUGACACACAACAGCAGCAUCUAACCUAUUUGUCCAUUCAUACCACAGUUACACUUCUAAAACCGCCAAAACAUCCACUAUGCGGAUGUAGGCCAACACGGGUUAACGCUCAAUCUGAUUGAAUAUAGGCCAAUUUUUCCGCGUUCACAGAGACUGCAUUCACGGUCAAUGCUGCUUAUAGUAUGUUGGCUCAAUGGUGAAUGUGCUUAAAGAUGGCAGAAUUCAGAUAUGAUGUCAUUGUUUAUCUACUGAGUCUUGAAGAUGAAAUUGGGAUCAUGUGCUAAUGAACAUACAACAAAAAGAAUAAUGGAGAGCAAUGUACAAUAUGGUGAAUUGACCAACAUUAGAGAUGUGUGUUAAAUGGGGAUUGCCAUCUUUAUGCACCUCCGCUAUUGAAAAUGGACUUUAAAAGCCACAUUGUGUACAGCCAACGAUGGGAUUGAAUCCUGGCCUGAGGAUUGUAUAAUGAUUGAAUCCCGGCCUGUAUAUUAUGUCAUGUGAUAUCCCUGUACACUACAUUUCCUGCAACUCAAAUGAUGUGUCUAGCAGAUAUGUUGCUGUGCUGUGAUUCGCCAAACUGUUGCUGUGUUUGGCCAAGUUGUGAUUUUCUUGUGUUGUUAUUUGUCCAGCUCGACCUUUGACCCAGAUGAGUUUGUCGACACCCACGCUGGUAGCUCGGUCAUCCAAUCUGAAGACGCUGGUCGCCACCUGCCUCUCGGCCAAUGGGAAGCCUCCAGGAACCAUCAGGUGGGACGCCACC